AACAUCUGCUAGGAUUUUAUGAUUGAUACCUUUGGCUUGAUGGACGCACCGAACCUCGGAAAAUCGGCAUCUGUUUGCGCAGAACUGAAUGAAUUUAAUUACACCAUUGUUGCACCACAGUAACAGCUAACACGAACGGCAUUUAAAAAAAGAGAAUUUUGUUCAAUAUUUUGAAAACGUUGAAGUCGAGGAUGGAAUCCAACUAUUUUGGAAGGCCAAAUAGUAACCACCACAAUCGAUCGGAUAUCUCAAAAUAGUUGAUUACUUUUGGUAAAUAUAUCAACUAUUCAAAAAAGUUCGUUACAUGCCCUCCGCCAGCGCAUUUAUAAAACCAAUCCUAGAUCAAUGUAUACAGUAAUGUAUACUGUGUAUCGAAAUGCGGUUCUUUGAGCGAAACCUAACACCGGAGAAGCAACAUUUUCGCUUCGGGCUGGAGUACCUCACCCGAAUUGGUCUCUGGGGUGACCGGCGGCGGAUAUUCCGAUAUUUCAUGGCUGUCACCAUGGUACUGACUGUGUUGGUAGGUCCGAAAGCCUUUCUAGGCCCUGGAAAGGAAGGUAUGGAUUAUUUCGCACGAAACAUCGCUGAGCUGAUUUUUCUGGUGGAGAACCUGAUUUCGAUCGGAAUUUUCGCCACAAGGCGAAAGUCGCUCGAGCAGCUGGUGCGUGUGCUAGGGGAAAUCCUGAGCCGGGAGUGGCCCGAGGACAUGCAGCAGGAAAUCUAUCGCUUCAAUAAACUCAUGGAUCGACUUGGUUUGGUCUACGCUUUUUAUAUCUAUCUCUUGGUGGUCAUCUUUAUUGCCGGUCCAAUCGCGUCUACAACGUAUCAGAUGAUUUGUCUCAAGGAGGAAGAUCGCACCGACUUCAUGUUGGUGUUUGAGAUUCAGUUCUACUGGCUCAACGUCCGUCACGACGUAUGGCAUUAUUCGGUGUUCAUCAUCUUCUGCACGUUGGCCGUUUGUUGUUCAGCCUAUCAAAAUAUAAUCAAGGGAGCGGUGUUCUUCGUAGCGAUCCAGUACGGAUCGAAAAUAUUCGGACUGUUGGCCAGAAGAAUCGCUAUGACGGCAAAAAUGCCAAAAGUUGAGGACCGGCACGACGAACUCCGCGAAAUAAUAGAGCUGCAUAAACUUAUACUGGAGUAUACAGAACACCUCGAAUCUAUGAUCUGCUUCAUUCUGCUGAACCAGCUGCUCAAUUGCAUUCUUAUUUGGUGCCUCAUGAUGUUCUACAUCUCAAAUAAUUUCGGAGCAAAUGCAGUAAACGUGAUAACAUUGUUCUUGGUAUUGAUGAGUGAACUAGUUAUUUACUGUGUCAAUGGAGAGAUUCUUAGUGAAAGGGCAUCCCAGAUAGCGGAAGCGAUGUAUUCCUACCCUUGGUACGAGGAUCCAAUCUUGCUGCAGAGGACCGCUCUUCUGGUGAUUGAGAGAGCGCAAAAAACUACGGGAAUAACCGCGGCCAAAUUCUACUUCGUCAAUCUUGAGCGGCUGAUAGCGGUAGUGCAGGCGUCCUAUUCGUACUAUUUGAUCUUGAAAGACAAUUUAUGAAUGCACAACACGAAUAAUAGCACGCAUCGCUUUGAACACAGUUUUGUAAUUGCUCUAGUUUUUUGGAGUUUUCACUGAAGAAAAAAAUCAUGCUUUGAAAUUUUAAUUCACAUUGUCACAGCUG
Messenger RNA from Toxorhynchites rutilus septentrionalis, 1667 nucleotides. RefSeq names its product odorant receptor 63a-like. The coding region runs from base 377 to 1543 and encodes 388 amino acids. The transcript is spliced from 4 exons. NCBI's taxonomy places the organism in Eukaryota, Metazoa, Arthropoda, Insecta, Diptera, Culicidae. Gene Ontology annotation, molecular function: olfactory receptor activity; odorant binding. Gene Ontology annotation, cellular component: plasma membrane. The record is from RefSeq and is a predicted model, not a curated record. Gene Ontology annotation, biological process: sensory perception of smell; detection of chemical stimulus involved in sensory perception of smell.